AUGGGCUGGGGCGGCUGUGGUAAGGAUUGGGGCGCCGCAGGCGGUCAGGACUGGGGCUGCGGUGGACAGGACUGGGGCGCUGGGGCAGCGGCUGGUGGCUUCGGCGUUUGGCAGCCCAUGUUCAAUCCCAUGAUGAUGAUGAAGGGCUUCGGCAAGACGGGCCUGCGCAACUUCCAGAACGAUCGCAAGGUCUUCGUGGGAGGCAUGCCGCCAAACAACACCAGCAAAGAGAUCAACAUGAAAUUGAAGGAGCACAUGUCCACCGCAGGCGUCACAUGCCUCUACGCAGAGAUUGGCAGGAGUGGCACAGGAGGAGCUGCGUACAAGUCCAACAGUGAAGCCAUGACCGCCUGCGCCGCCUUGAACGGCUCCCAGUUCGAGGGCGACUGGGGCUGCGGUGGACAGGACUGGGGCGCUGGGGCAGCGGCUGGUGGCUUCGGCGCAGCCUGCGGAGGGUGUGGCAAGGGCUAUGGUGGUGGCUAUAGCGGUGAUGGUGGCUGUGGCAAGGGCAUGGGAAAGGCCAUGGGUGGCAUGGGAAUGGGCAUGGGCAAGGGCAUGGGUAUGGGCAAAGGAGCAGGAUGCGGCAGCAACUGGGGCGGCUGUGGCGUUUGGCAGCCCAUGUUCAAUCCCAUGAUGAUGAUGAAGGGCUUCGGCAAGACGGGCCUGCGCAACUUCCAGAACGAUCGCAAGGUCUUCGUCGGAGGCAUGCCGCCAAACAACACCAGCAAGGAGAUCAACAUGAAAUUGAAGGAGCACAUGUCCACCGCCGGCGUCACAUGCCUCUACGCAGAGAUUGGCAGGAGUGGCACCGGAGGAGCUGCCUACAAGUCCAACAGUGAAGCCAUGACCGCCUGCGCCGCCUUGAACGGCUCCCAGUUCGAGGGCGUCACGUUGCAGGUGGAGAUGUGGGGCCGAAAGGCAUGA
Cladocopium goreaui is the source of this 924-nucleotide messenger RNA. The record is from the annotation of a GenBank genome assembly. Lineage: Eukaryota; Dinophyceae; Suessiales; Symbiodiniaceae.